AAACAAAAACAAAAACCGGGUCGGCGCUGGUCGGCGCACGCUCGGUCGCCCCGUCUGCCGGUGGCCCGUGCAACACCACAUGCGGCCACAGAUGGGAUUGGGCGUCUGCUGCAUCAGCUCCUCGUCGCCGUGAGCCGUCUCGGAGAUGUGAACAGGCGACGCCGCGCUCGGAUUAGCCAUGGCCCGUGCGUUGAUCUCCCACCACCACGACGCCGGUGGAUGCUGAGCGACGAGCCGCCGCCUCCACCGUCGGCGCCGGCCCAGCGUACGGGCCCCUUUGUUGUUGCGGCGCGACCAUGCAGACAGGGCUGCGACCGCACGCCAAGACCAAGGCGCCCCCGGUGCCGCCGUCGCGGAGGCUGACGACACACGCGCAGGAUGUCACCGAGACCGUGUCCGAUCUCCGGGCCAAGACGAUGCUCAAGGAGGCCGUCGACGCCGUGGUGGACAGCUUCGCCAAGAGCCCGCAAGGCUACAGCCGAGUGAACGUGGUGGAAGCCCUCCAGGAGUUCUGGCAAAUGAAAAAGAGCGGCAGCCGACCGGAGUUACCGGCGGCCAUGGUGGUGUACGAGUCCGUACCUGCCUGCAGUCCUCCCUACGUCUGCUUCGUCACCCUCCCAGGCGGAAGCUGCUUCGGAAGCUUUCAGAACUGCCCCACAAAGGCGGAAGCCCGCCGCAGCGCCGCCAAGAUUGCCCUCGUCAAUUCAGUCUUCAACGAGCAUCCCAGCCGAAGGAUAUCGGACGAGUUUGUGGCCCAGGCUGUCAGGGAAGCGAGGGCUUCCUUUGGGAACCUGGCGAGUCAGUCUGGCGGGGUGGAUGCCUUCCGCUUCAUGCUGGAGGCCAACCGCGGCCGCACCAUGCUCGAGUUCCAAGAGCUCAUGACAGUCUUCCAGUUGCUCCACUGGAACGGGUCGCUCAAGGCCAUGCGAGAGCGGCAGUGCUCCCGCCAGGAGGUGCUGGCGCACUACUCCCAGCGGCCGCUCGACGACGACAUGCGCUCCCAGAUGGCGCUGGACUGGGCGGCCAGGGAGCACCACGCGCCGGGGCGCAUCGCCCAGGAGAUGGCGGCGGCGCGGGCGGAGCUGGAGGCGGCGCGGCUGGCGGGGCGCGAGCUGCGCUUUCCCAAGGAGAAGCAGGACAUCCUCGGGCUGGCGUGCGCCCAGCUGAGGGACAAGGCCCCGCCACCUCCACCCAGACCCCCUAGCCAAUAAAGAGAGGCCCCACACCCUUUGUACAGAACAGCCGGGGCGUUUGAAAGAUGUGA
This is a messenger RNA of Ixodes scapularis (black-legged tick), 1264 nucleotides long. It is a transcript of the gene lft, whose product is annotated as protein limb expression 1 homolog. The transcript is spliced from 4 exons. The record is from RefSeq and is a predicted model, not a curated record. Gene Ontology annotation, cellular component: cytoplasm. Gene Ontology annotation, biological process: autophagosome maturation. The coding region runs from base 297 to 1211 and encodes 304 amino acids. Lineage: Eukaryota; Metazoa; Arthropoda; Arachnida; Ixodida; Ixodidae.